Melitaea cinxia (Glanville fritillary) is the source of this 1233-nucleotide messenger RNA. It is a transcript of the gene Snr1, whose product is annotated as SWI/SNF-related matrix-associated actin-dependent regulator of chromatin subfamily B member 1-A. The record is from RefSeq and is a predicted model, not a curated record. Gene Ontology annotation, cellular component: nucleus; nuclear chromosome. Gene Ontology annotation, biological process: regulation of transcription by RNA polymerase II; chromatin remodeling. Bases 115 to 1233 code for a protein of 372 amino acids. NCBI's taxonomy places the organism in Eukaryota, Metazoa, Arthropoda, Insecta, Lepidoptera, Nymphalidae. Gene Ontology annotation, molecular function: transcription coregulator activity. The transcript has 7 exons.
UCAAUUUAUUUAUGUUAAGCUUGUGUCGAUAAGUUUUAGUUUUAGGUUGCUUAUAUAUUAAAUUUGUUAAAAAUAGUGAAUUUUUCGUUGCUGUAAAAGUUAAAAUACUUCAAAAUGGCUCUAAGAACCUACGGCGAUAAGCCGAUUAGUUUUCAAAUCGAGGAAGGCGGCGAAUUUUAUUGUGUCGGAUCAGAGGUCGGCAAUUACCUGCGGUUAUUCCGCGGGUCGCUCUACAAGAAGUAUCCUGGCAUGGCCAGGAGGACCUUAACAAAUGAAGAACGGAAAAGAUUAGUGGAUAAUGGAUUAGGACCUCAUGUUCUAUCAAGUUCAGUGUCGUUGCUGAAGGCUUCUGAAGUUGAAGACAUAAUUGAAGGGAAUGAUGAAAAAUACAAAGCAGUAUCAGUUAGUCAAGAAAUGGCUACACCCCGAGAGAGUAAGAGUAAGAAGCCCCACAAUCCAUCUUGGCUCCCGGUCAUGCCAAAUUCGUCACACUUGGAUGCUGUGCCACAGGCAACCCCUAUCAGUAGGACUAGAGUUCAUAAUAAGAAGGUACGAACCUUCCCCCUCUGUUUUGAUGAUACCGACAUGACGGCGAUGCUAGAGAAUGCUUCGCAGAAACAAAUUCUGGUACCGAUAAGAUUGGAUAUGGAGAUUGAGGGUCAGAAGCUGAGGGACACAUUCACUUGGAAUAAGAAUGAGUCAAUAAUAACACCAGAGCAGUUUGCAGAGGUACUCUGUGAUGAUUUAGAAUUGAACACGAGUACUUUCAUCCCAGCGAUAGCGACGUCUAUCCGUCAACAAAUCGAAGCAUUCCCAAGUGAACCACCAGCUAUACUAGAAGAGCAAACUGACCAAAGGGUCAUUAUUAAGUUAAAUAUACAUGUGGGAAACACUUCACUUGUCGAUCAGGUUGAGUGGGACAUGUCGGAGAAAGAGAAUAAUCCAGAACAAUUUGCGAUGAAACUUUGUGCAGAAUUGGGUCUCGGUGGUGAAUUUGUAACGGGUAUUGCAUACAGUGUUCGAGGUCAACUUGGCUGGCAUCAACGGACUUAUGCGUUUAGUGAAGCACCAUUGCCUGUUGUUGAGACACCAUAUCGCCAGCCGUCUGCUGCGGAACAAUGGGCUCCGUAUCUAGAAACCCUUACCAAUGCUGAAAUGGAAAAGAAAAUCCGGGAUCAAGACAGGAACACGAGGCGUAUGAGGCGUCUCGCAAACACGACACCCGGUUGGUAA